Molecule: messenger RNA, 1050 nt
Organism: Arthroderma uncinatum
Lineage: Eukaryota; Fungi; Ascomycota; Eurotiomycetes; Onygenales; Arthrodermataceae
Exons: 8
Coding region: 1-1050 (349 amino acids)
Molecular function (GO): methyltransferase activity
Source: RefSeq, a predicted model, not a curated record
AUGCCUUCCGGCGAAGUUCCGAUGGUCGCGUCCAACGAGGUGAUCGAUGUCGACGACUCGCGCGAAACGAUCCUGGACUCUGCAUUCUCCGAUCAAUCCAGCACCACGGCCUCGCUGACCUCGAGUAUAAUGAAAUACACCUACGAGCAUGGCCGUCGAUAUCACAAGUACCAGGAAGGCCGAUACUUGCUGCCCAACGAUGAAAAGGAACAGGAACACAUGGACAUACUCGCGCAUCUGUUCAGGCUCGUUCUCGGCGGACGACUGUUCCUCGCGCCCAUCCCGGCGGAUAUCAGACGAGUGCUGGACAUCGGGACGGGGACGGGCGAGUGGGCGAUUGAUAUGGGUGAGCUACGGCCUUUGCAAGCAGAGUGUUACUGGGCUAACGAGUUAGCUGAUCGAUACCCGGAUGCAAAGAUCAUAGGAAACGACCUCAGCCCGAUCCAGCCAGGACUGGUGCCGCCAAACGUGCAGUUUGAAGUCGACGAUGUCGAGAACGACUGGGCCCACGGCGCUCCCUUCGACUACAUCCACUGCCGCUUCAUGGCCUCCUCCAUCAGAGACUGGCCCCGUCUCUUCCGCCGCGUCCUCGAAAACCUGGAACCAAACGGCUACGCUGAAUUCUACGACUUCGACUUCUUCUUCCGCAGCGACGACAACUCCCUCCUCCCAUCACACGAAAUGUACGUGAACUGUUCCGAGACGACGCGCGCGGCCGAGAAGAUCGGCCAGACCGCCUGUCCCGGCCCGCACCUUGCCGGCUGGGCUCGAGACGCAGGCUUCGUCAACAUCUCGGAACAAAAGCUGAAGAUACCGAUUGGGCCGUGGGCGAAGGAUCCGAAGAUGAAGGAGAUCGGGGCCUGGAACCAGCUGCAGGCCAUGGAAGGGAUGGAGGGAUGGUCGAUGGCGUUGUUGACGAGGAUAAUGGGGUGGAGCGAGGAGAAGGUGAGGGAGCAUCUGGUGAAGUUGAAGAGGGACUAUUUGGAUCCGAAGAUACAUGCGUAUAUGACGGGGUAUGUGGUGUACGGGCAGCGGCCGAAGGAUAAAUGA